CGGACUCCCGGCUCCGCCCACUUUUGCCCUCGACCGUGGCAGAGCCGCAGCAGGAGUGGCGGCGCGUGGCCGGGGUGUGUGCGCGAGCGCGCGUGUGUGCCUGCCUGCCUGUCAGCGGCCAGCUAAGGAAGCCGGGAAGGGAAGCAAACGCCGACAGCGGGCGCCCGCCCACCCGCCUGCCCCUCCUCCCCCCAGACCCUUUCUCCUCCAUUCACCUCAGCCGCCGCUUUCCCUCUUCUUCGCCUCCCCUCAGCCAUGUUGGCCGCCGCUCAGCUCCUCCGCGUCCGCUGCGCCGCGCUCUCCCUCCGCGGCCUCGCCCCGAGGGCCUUCGCCGCUGCAGCCUUGCCUGUACGUUGCUAUUCUCAUGGGUCCCAAGAGUCAGAUGAAGAGUUUGAUGCUCGCUGGGUGACGUACUUCAAUAAACCAGAUAUCGACGCCUGGGAGCUCAGAAAAGGUGUGAACACCCUGGUUAGCUAUGACCUGGUUCCAGAACCAAAAAUCAUCGACGCUGCUUUAAGGGCAUGCAGGCGACUAAACGACUUUGCUAGUACAGUCCGUAUCUUAGAAGUUGUGAAGGACAAAGCUGGGCCCCACAAAGAAAUCUACCCCUACGUUAUCCAGGAACUUAGACCAACUCUGAACGAACUGGGAAUCUCAACUCCAGAAGAACUUGGCCUGGACAAACUGUAAACAUUCUCAGAUGAGUUUCCCACGGGUUUAUUGUUCACGCUACCUGAUUGUACAACAAUUGUCUGGAGACAGAUGUUAUAAUAUUAUCUGAAAUAAAUUCUUCCUUUAAUGAGUCCUGGAAUAUGUGUGGUGACACUGGGUCUAAAUAAAGGGAAAACC
Molecule: messenger RNA, 849 nt
Organism: Gekko japonicus
Lineage: Eukaryota; Metazoa; Chordata; Lepidosauria; Squamata; Gekkonidae
Product: cytochrome c oxidase subunit 5A, mitochondrial
Exons: 5
Coding region: 256-690 (144 amino acids)
Biological process (GO): mitochondrial electron transport, cytochrome c to oxygen
Cellular component (GO): mitochondrial inner membrane
Source: RefSeq, a predicted model, not a curated record